CCGAUUCAGUUAACCCGACUCUAUCUCAUUAUGUUCAAAUUCGACUUUGAAGUGGACCAAGACCCAGUGGACGAGGGAGUAGGACCUGCCGCGCCGCCACUAAUUCAAUUAGAAUCGUUUUCAGAGCUUUCCAUUGCACAUCUACUAGAGGCGCUUCCCUCCCAACUCUCAUAUUCCCCCGUGUCCAUUCCGCUCGCUUCAACACGACAACGAGUAACUCUGGCGAGAAGGGAUCUAUUCGAUGCCCGCUUUCAAUUGAUUUCCGUGGGCACCGGGGCUGACGGCGACAACAAAACGGAGGAGACGAGUUCGGGAUCGUCAGCGCUGGCUUUUCUAGAUGCACCGUCCGACCUUAUUCCGGGCGUCUACGAAGGCGGUCUCAAAACAUGGGAAUGUAGUCUCGAUCUAGUCAACUACCUCGAUGGCGUGGCUGGGCCGAGCGCGUAUUUCCAGGGGAAAGCGGUACUCGAAGUCGGCUGCGGGACAGCGAUACCAUCGACUUACAUCGUCAGCCGUCUCUUUAGUGAAGAACCACCAAUGGUGGAGACAAGGAUCCACUUACAAGACUACAACACCGACGUUAUUGAGCUGAUAACGUUUCCCAACAUUAUCCUUGCUUGGUAUAUGUCCCCCGCGUCGGACGAGUACCGCUCCUCAAUAACAGACAACGAGGACGAUAGACUUCCGCCGGCAGAGGUAGUGUCUCCCGGAGAGCUCUCGAUGACCGCCGACCUCAAGAAGGCUUUCUCCGCGUCACUCGAGCGAUAUAAAAUUCGACUCCAACUCUUUUCAGGCCCAUGGCAAUCCCUUGCCGCUCACAUACCUCCAACGCAAGCAUUCGACAUCGUGUUGACAUCAGAGACGAUAUAUCGGCUCGAGGCACUACCAGCGUUGAUACAGCUUCUCGAAGUAGCAUCUGGGGAGCAGGCUAUCUGUCUUGUCGCCGCCAAGGUCCUGUACUUCGGUGUUGGCGGUGGAGUGGCAGAAUUUGUUGCAGCAUUGGACCCUGCUUUGGAACUGGGAGGAGACGGGCCUCAACAACGACUCGCAGCUGGCAAGGGGCCGAUGAGUCCGGCACAGAUGCAAGAAAUACUACAAGACCCCGCAAAACUCAGCCUUCUGCUUUCAAUGAUGCCGCGCGACAACCCUGAGACUGGCGAGACAGCGAUAGAGCAGAUGAUGCGUGAGAAGCGUGAAUGGGCUGAAGCGGACGCAAAAAGCGCGAAGCUAAAGGAACAAGGCAACGAUGCAUUCAGGGCGGGGGACUACAAAAAGGCCUUUGCUGUUUAUACGGCCUGCAUGCUGCUGUCUGCACAUGAACCGCUUUACCCACUAAAUCGAGCUGCGGUCGGCCUCAAGUUGCAGCUUUAUCAGACCGUCGUCGAGGACGCUUCGGAAGCGGUCGAGAGAGAUUUCAAUUCGGCCAAAGCACACUUCCGGCGCGGCCAGGCCUUUUACUUCUUGGGCGAAUGGAGCAAGGCCGAGGAUGAUUACGCCAAAGCAUUGAAACUACAGCCAAAUGACUCCGCUGUUAUGCAGCAGAAAGGCGAACUUAAACGUGUGCGGGGAUUAUCAGCGGCAGAGCAAGCUGCCUGGUUGGCUGGACAAACGCGUCUCACCCUCAGGGAUGUUUUUCCAAAGGCCGAGUUCAAAGCGAGGAUCGAGGAGGCGUUGGGACGAAAAAUGACGACCACGGAGCUGGGUAUGAAUGGCUGA
Mycena indigotica is the source of this 1716-nucleotide messenger RNA. RefSeq lists its product as uncharacterized. Lineage: Eukaryota; Fungi; Basidiomycota; Agaricomycetes; Agaricales; Mycenaceae. The coding region runs from base 31 to 1716 and encodes 561 amino acids. The transcript is spliced from 6 exons. The record is from RefSeq and is a predicted model, not a curated record. Gene Ontology annotation, molecular function: protein binding.